Molecule: messenger RNA, 5667 nt
Organism: Erpetoichthys calabaricus (reedfish)
Lineage: Eukaryota; Metazoa; Chordata; Cladistia; Polypteriformes; Polypteridae
Gene: gorasp1b
Product: golgi reassembly stacking protein 1b
Exons: 9
Coding region: 117-1358 (413 amino acids)
Biological process (GO): Golgi organization
Cellular component (GO): Golgi apparatus
Molecular function (GO): protein binding
Source: RefSeq, a predicted model, not a curated record
UGCUGCUGCCUUCCAGUCCGCUUUCCAACAUGGCUCAUGUUUAACUUGACUUGCCGCAGAUUUCUUAGUUUAGUUUACUUUUGGUGAUCAAACCAGUCUCCUGAAGAAAAGAAGUCAUGGGUUUGUCGCAGAGUUCGGAUGUUCCUGAUGGUGGGAAGGAAGGCUAUCACGUGCAUGGGAUUCAAGAAAAUUCACCGGCACAAAAAGCAGGACUGGAGCCAUACUUUGAUUUCAUCAUUUCUAUUGGACACACGAGGCUGAAUCAAGAGAAUGAUAUGCUAAAAAAUCUGCUAAAGGCCAAUGUUGAGAAACCUGUGAAGCUGGAGGUGUACAGCAUCAAAGCAAUGAAAGUUCGAGAACUUGAAGUGAUUCCUAGUAAUAUGUGGGGAGGCCAGGGUCUGCUGGGAGCCAGCGUUCGAUUCUGCAGCUUCCAAGGAGCCAACGAACAUGUGUGGCAUGUACUGGAUGUGGAAGCCAGUUCUCCAGCAGCACUGGCAGGUCUGCAGGCAUUCACAGAUUACAUAGUGGGAGCAGAUCAGGUGAUACAAGAUUCUGAAGAUUUUUACUCUUUGAUUGAAUCACAUGAGGGGAAGCCUCUGAAACUACUGGUGUACAACACAGAGAGCGAUCACUGCAGAGAGGUGGUUGUGACCCCGAACGGGGCAUGGGGUGGUGAAGGAAGCCUGGGUUGUGGAAUCGGUUACGGCUACUUGCAUCGCAUUCCGACUCGACCAGUCUUGCCUAAUAGUUUUGAGCCAAAACCUCCUUCACCACUGCCUGAAGACACUGUUUUACCCACAGUACCAAGCAGUGGCUACACAGAGGUCCCAUUGGUUGCCCCUUCAGUCCAACUAGAAAAUGAGGAAGGAGCAGUUCAGGGUGAGCUUUUGUCUGGCCUGUCAAUUGAAGAUGCCCCUCUUCCACCUCCAAUUCAGCGUGUGAUGGACCCAGGCUUUAUAGGUGAGUCUGGACUUCCCUUUCCUGAGGUGACUGGUGUGACCCCAAUGUUUGAUGUUUCUUCCUCGUCUCUACCUGCUCUUGACUUAAAUAAUACCUCUCUGUCAGUCUUAAACAGUGAGCAGCUUCAGCCCUCUGUUGAUGAAUCUGAGAAGCCAGCGGUGGAUGAGCCGUCAUCAUUUCCAGUGCUGACAUCAGAGGAGUCAGAAGAAAUAUCUGAAUCAGAGCCUACUUUAGAUUCAACAUUUACACUUCACAGCAGCCCCCCUCAAGACAUGACCCAAGGCUCUGGACAUUCAGAAGCACAUACAGAGGCACUCCCAGGGCCGACUGAAGAGGAUAUGAUAGACACUGAAUUUAAUAAGACCAUUGAAACCCCUGCAGAUGAUAAUGUGCAAUAACCUGAGGUCUGGUCACUGUAUGAAAACGAUGAAACACACUUUCAGUAAUGAUUAAAUAGCUUCAGGGUGUUCUGUAGUACUAUGCUAGUGGUUUUGCUUACUUUUAGUGAGCUCAGAAUGGAUGGGAGGAUUAUCCUGUUUUACUAUUUUUACUAUGAUCGAAGGUGGUGGUUUCUUAUCUUUUUACCGUGUCUCGGUGGUAAGAAGUGCUGAUAUCCUCUUCCUAAAAUAUUACACUGUCUAAGGUGAAGAAAAGGCUGAUUGAAUUGAUCAAGAACAUGAACGUUCCUCCCAUUGUGGGAUCUGCUGCUUUAACUAAAUAUCACUGGAAUGUGGGUAUGUUUGUUAUUGCUUAAGAAAUAUAAAAAAAUACUUGGAAUGGCAAGGCAGUGGAGAAGAUCUGUGAGAAAUUUUCAUGAAUGUCUGAUGAUCUGAGUAUAUGGUUUACGGAAUUCGGAGGUUAGGGUUACUAAUAUUUUUUUUAUGAAUUUGCUUUUUUAAUGUUAAUUUAUAUGCACUAUUAAAAUUUUAUUUGGGAUUGGUUGUAUCAUAAGUAUAGUGAAAGGCAUUUAGUGUUUGAAUUCUGUUUUGUUUUUCGGUAUUUUGUUCUAACUGUUUUAAAAUUCUGAAAGCCAAAGUUCUUAACACUACAAAAGCAAAAAUGUUUACAUUGUUAAUCAACCUCAUUAAAAAUCCUCAAUUUAUUUAAGGAACACUGAAGAAGCAUUAUGUUAAAGUCAAUACCUGCAAGUCAUGCAUGUUGUUUUACAUCAAGGUUUUAUCCCAAAGAGCUUUGGCUAGUAUUUAAAAUAGGUCCGUGUUCUGAGCUGGUAAAGGUUUACGUUUAAAUGGUAAGAUACCAGUAUUGUUUUUUGAAAUUCAAAAACCUUCACAUUGGUAAAAUAUAGAAAAAUUAAAGUGAAAGCAUACGUUUUAGGACAGUGAGGUUAAAAUUUUUGUUAAGAGUAUGUACAUGUGAAUUUUCUGUUUCUGAUUAAAUGAUCAAAUCAAUUUUCAUUUCUGCAUAUUCCUUUCUAUACAUGUUAAAUACUGUUGGUAGAAAUGCUUAGUUUGUGUUUCUCUUAAAUUUCUGUUGAACAUACUUGUGACGUUAGAGUGAUAUAAAAUGGCAUUGGUUUAGUAUCUAGUGGCAUAGCCCUUAAAACAGUAAGCAGGGAUGUCAUCACAUUCCCAAUAUACUCAUUUUAUUAACUUCAGAUUCCUCUUGAAUAUCACAUGAAAUGCACACUCAAGAGGAAUUAAAUUUCAGAUUUAAAAUAUUUCAUUUUUUCUUUUUGAUGAAAUAUAUCUGAUUUUUAUGGAAAGGAGAACUGCACCCCCCAAAGAGUAUAGAACAUCUUUUAACCAUGAGUUGAAAAGAUUGUUCUGUAUGCUUCAUAAUUUAUUUAGAUUCUGCUGCUGCUUGACAUCAUCAAUAAAGAGCCAAGAAUUGGUUCCAUAGCCAUGUGUAAACAAAUGAAUGACGGCAAUAUCUUCAUUCAUGUGCUUCAUACAUAAGGGUAGUGUGGAUUGGAUAAUUUGAAGCUUCUGUCUUUCUUCAGUGUUCCACCUUUCUUUCAAAAAUUCCAUUAAUUUUUGUGUUUCUUUGCAGCCUCUUUUGCAAAUAGUGGAUUUUAAUAUUUUCACACAUGCAGUCACUUUGGUUUUUAUGUCAGGAUUUUCAUUCACGUUUUUCAUCAGUUACUGGUAGCUUGCUUGCAUGACCAAACCAUUAGCACAUUACAACAAUUUUGACAAGAGCAGGCUAUUCAGCCUAGCAAAGCCUACCAGACCUUAUUCACCUAACUUCUCCAGAAUAACAUCUAGUCAGGUUUUGAAGGCCCACAAAGAUCUUCUGUCUGCCACAGUACAUGCUAACAUAUUCCACAUGUCUGCGGUGUUUUGUGUGAAGAAAAAAAAUUUUAGAUUUGUUCAAAAUGUACCCAUUGAUGGUUACUUAACAUGUAAAAAUGACUCCAAAUAUACCUCCCCAAUGAACACAUAUUCAAAAUGGCCCAAUUAAGAAUCAUCUUACAUAUACAGUAGUUGAUUCUUUAGAUAUUUAUUUUACUUCCGAAGCGCUAUUUUGUUCUGAGCUAAAAGCAAAACUUCCUUAACAUUCUCUUCUAAAUCUGGAUAAUAGCAGCACUUUUAUCAGUACAUAAAGAAUGCAAUAUGGAACACCAGGGCUAUUACGUAUUUGUAAUCAUUGUCACUGAAAUUAUGGGCGUCAGGUACAGGAAAAAAAUGAUUGACCUAACAGUGUUUGACAUGUUAAGAGGGUGUAUGCACACAAAUGAAAAAGGACAUGCUAUAGUUUUACUUUAUAUUCAUUUUCUGAUUUCAAAUGAUAAUGAUUUUACUUCAUUGUCCUAAUAUAUAUAGAGAGUAGAUGUCUUAAAGGUCUAAUAUUUUUGGAAGAAGUAUAAUUUUUAAUAGUUUUGUAUUUUUAAUAUUUGUAAUGUUUUACAUUUUCUAAUAUUAGCCUUGAAGAUAAUUAAUUAUGCAGGUGAUAUCUAAUUUAAAGGUUUGUCAUAAUUUAUUUUGUUUCAUCAUUCGACACUGAAAAGGACAUUGUGAAUGCAUAGGAAGAAUCAAGAUUUGUAUGAUUUUUAUUCAAAUUACUAAAGUAGACUUUAAUAUAUGCAUCAAAGGAUUAAUUUUUGUAAUAGUUCAAAUAAUGUAUUUAAAAAACAAAAAAUUGUAAUAAGCUGUCUUCAACCAAAGGCUGCUACUUGAUCAUUUUAAAGUCAUGCCCAAAAAUAUUAAAAUAAAUAAUAAAAUUAACUUUGUUCUUGCUUGUGAUAUAAUCCUUAAAGUGUUAUUUAGCUCUUGAGUUAAGUAACACUGAUUAUGAACGGAUUCAGAACAGGUUAUAAUGCAUUUGUAAAAUUCUAUUGCAAAGUGUACUUAAAAGGACAUAACAUGCAGACAGUAUUUUUUUGCAAAAUACACAAUUGCACAGAUACAUAAAAAUAGAUUGACUACUUAUAAUAAGUCAGUAUAUAAGCAAAAAAUAGUUUUCAGGAUGUUCUUACCUUGCAAGUUAGUUUAUGGAGGCUUACAGUAUUCUAAUGUUAAAUGACUGCAGCCAUUGCUGUACUGUUGUUGUGCAGUGUAAGUGCAGCCCAGUCAGUCGUGGUUUGGAUCUCAGCUCCUUGCAGGCUAUGAGUGCCUUUUCAUUUUCACUGUAAUGUAAUGCACUUUUAAUGUACUUUUAGAAAGUAUUCAAAUACUUGAUUGGAGUUUUUAAUUGGCUUGAAACUGAAUCAGUGUUUUUAAUAAUACCAAAGAUCACAAUCAGGGACUGACAUUAGUGUGUAUGCCACAUUGUGCAGUCUGUUAGUGUACUGAAUGGGCAAAUGUCAAAAUCAUGCAGCACUAGUGUACCCACAAAGAUUUUUUUUUUCUCAAUCCACUUUCUAUCUUUUUUUCACCAAAUUCAUGGACACGGGUAGCUGAAGCCAAUCCCAGCAGCACUGAGCGAAAGCUGGACCAGUACAACAUACACACACUCACAAAUACUGGCCCAAUUUGGAAUCACCAGUUAAGCUAACACAUACAGUAUGUGGACAGGAAAGAAAAAAAAGAACAAAACAUACAAAUACAAAUCACCACAGUUGUACAAAAUUCUUUUAUAUUCAGCCAUGUUUUAUUUUAAGCAUGUUCUGCCAUGGUUUAGCUGGCUGCUCUUUGCAAUACUGAACAUAAGGCACAGCAGCUCAUGUGAAGUCUGUACUUGUGCAGAUUUUGCUGGUCAGCUCAUGCUCGAGUUUUGCUAACUGAAAUGCGCAAGUCACUUGUUUCUUUGACAUGUACAAUGUGAGCUCAGUCGAUUCAGCAGUAAGCAAACACGGCUGUAGCAAGUAAUAGUGCAACUCUGAAGUAUAUGAAUGUUGUUACAACUGUUAUCAUGACAACUAUAAGCAAAAAAAUAAUGUUUUAUUUAAAAAAGGUUGAGUAUGCUUUUGACAUUUACUGUAUCUAUGCAUCUUCUACAGGAGUCUUCCAAAUGCACAUUGCUUUUUAUUUACUACUCUUGAGUUGUAUUAGAAUUCUGUGUUGCUAAUUAUUGGUUUAAGAAGACAGGGGGCUUUCUGAAAUAUUAACUGAAAUGCUUGGAUUAAUAAAACAUCAGCAGUGUGAUGUUUAAGGUGUCACUUCAGUCUUGCCAGCACAUGCUAACUUUAAAAAUGAAGACAACAGUGGUACUCCUACUAGAUACACAGUGUGCAAUGUUUCAUAAUAAAUUGUAUUUGUCAAUCAUUUGCAAUAAGCUGUUUUCAAUAAAAGCAAAUUAUAUUGUUAA